Coffea arabica (coffee) is the source of this 3027-nucleotide messenger RNA. RefSeq names its product type IV inositol polyphosphate 5-phosphatase 7. NCBI's taxonomy places the organism in Eukaryota, Viridiplantae, Streptophyta, Magnoliopsida, Gentianales, Rubiaceae. The record is from RefSeq and is a predicted model, not a curated record. Gene Ontology annotation, molecular function: phosphatidylinositol-3,4,5-trisphosphate 5-phosphatase activity; phosphatidylinositol-4,5-bisphosphate 5-phosphatase activity; inositol-polyphosphate 5-phosphatase activity. Gene Ontology annotation, biological process: phosphatidylinositol dephosphorylation.
CCUUCAAUACUAAAGAACUACUAGUAUAUAGUACCGAGUGUGUAUGUGCUAAGACGCACAAACACAGAGUGCUAAAGAGAGGGAUUCAAGAAAAGAAGGCAGUUAGUCUUGUUAGAAGCCUGCAUUGUGGGGUGGACUAAUCUUGUUGGUUGAACUGAGGAUAUAAGAGAAGCCCUUUUGAGGAUUUUGGCAUUUAGGACUAAUUGGAGUUGGAUUGGAUUGGAAGUAGUGAGCUUUGAUAAGAAAGUUUAGGACUUGGGGAAGAAUUGCUCAUCUGUAAUUCUGCUGGAUUCAUCAUCUUGAAUUUUGUGAUAUUCUUGGUGGAAGUUGAGAAUUUGAGGAUUUGGAGGGAAGGGGAAUACAGCAAGGAAAGCUGCAUGAGGACAUAGUGAAACGAUGAGAGAUGAAAAUUCCAAGAAAAGCAAGCUCUCAUGGUCAAAGAAAUUGGUUAGAAAAUGGUUCAAUAUCAAGGGAAAGGCAGAGGAAUUUCAGGCUCAUGAAGUUGUCUAUGGCGGAGGUGAUGUGGAGUGGAGGAACAGCUUUUCCGAAAGGGAACCGCCUACAAUUAAGAAAAGUAGAACAGAGAGAUCAAGCAGGAAUUUGGAGCGUUCGCGCAGGAGUAGAGUUGAUCUGGAUCAUCCUCAGAUUAUAAAUGUCCACAAUUACAGUAUGUUUGUAGCCACAUGGAAUGUGGGUGGAAAAUCACCACCAAAUAACUUGAACCUAGAUGAUUGGCUACAUUCAGCACCUCCUGCAGAUAUCUAUGUCCUUGGGUUUCAGGAGAUAGUUCCUUUGAAUGCUGGUAACAUUUUGGGUGCUGAGGACAAUGGACCUGCCAAAAAGUGGAUUUCUCUGAUCCGGAAGACACUUAACAAUGGCCCUGGUACAAGUGGAGGUAGUGGAUGUUACACACCAUCUCCUGUUCCUGAACCAAUUGUCGAGUGGAAUGCAGAUUUUGAGGGGUCAACCAGGCAAAAGGCCUCCAAGUUUCUUCCUCGUCGAUCCUUUCAGACACCCCAAUGCUGGAGAAUGGAUAAUGACAUGUCCAUUCCACAUCCUCGCCUUGAUCGGCGGUUCAGUGUUUGUGACCGUGUAAUUUUUGGCCACAGGGCUAGUGACUUCGAUCCUAAUGCUAGAUGGGGUCAUCGACCCAGUGAUUGUUCAUCUAGUCAGAGGCCAAGUGACUAUUCUUCUGGCUACAGGCCGAGUGAUUAUUCCUCCGGGUGCAGGCCCAGUGAUUAUUCCUCCGGUCGCAGGCCGAGUGACUAUUCCUCUGGCCGCAGGCCGAGUGACUAUUCUUGGGGUCAGAGGCCUAGUGACUUUUCUAGGUGGGGUUCAUCUGAUGAUGAUUAUGGCGCUGGCGAUUCACCUAGUACUGUGCUGUUUUCACCAAUGUCGUGCAGUGGAUAUGCACCAAUGGAAGAUGGAUAUGGAAUGCCAGCGCAUUCAAGGUACUGUUUAGUUUCAAGCAAGCAGAUGGUGGGGCUUUUUCUUACUGUCUGGGUGCGCAGUGAGUUAAGGGAAUCCGUUCGUAACUUGAAGGUAUCCUGUGUGGGUAGAGGAUUGAUGGGCUAUCUCGGGAAUAAGGGAUCCAUUUCAGUCAGCAUGUUGUUGCAUCAGACAAGCUUUUGUUUUGUAUGCAGUCAUUUGACCUCAGGGCAGAAGGAGGGUGACGAAUUGCGACGCAAUUCUGAUGUGAUGGAGAUCCUUAAGAAGACUAGGUUUCCACGGGUUCAAGGCAUAGGAGAUGAGAAGUCUCCAGAAACAAUUCUCGGACAUGAUCGGGUUGUCUGGCUUGGGGAUCUCAAUUACCGAGUGGCCCUUUCAUAUCGGACUGUUAAAGCUCUUGUAGAAAUGCAAAACUGGAGAGCAUUGUUAGAAAAUGACCAGUUGCGGAUAGAACAGAGACAUGGUCGUGUGUUUGACGGCUGGAAAGAAGGGAAGAUAUAUUUUCCACCAACAUACAAGUAUUCACAUAAUUCAGACAGAUAUGCAGGAGAUGACUUGCACCCGAAGGAGAAAAGACGAACACCAGCGUGGUGUGAUCGCAUUCUAUGGUAUGGAAGGGGUCUUCAGCAAUUAUCAUAUGUCCGUGGUGAAUCUAGAUUUUCAGAUCAUAGACCAGUGUCAAGCGUAUUUUGGGCUGAAGUUGAGUCAGUACCUAAUAGAUUAAGGAAAAGCAUGAGUUGUUCAAGCUCCAAGAUACAGGUGGAGGAAUUGUUGCCAUACUCGCAUGGCUACACGGAACUCUGCUUUUUUUAAUGACAGAGGAGAUUGUAAAUAGUAGGAUUUGGCGGGAAUUGCUUUCAACAUACUCAAAACCUGAAGUGUGAUGGGGACCUUCCUUCCCACUAACCAAAAAAGGUGUAGAUACGUUGAUUCUAACUGCAUACAACCCGAGCUUGAUGUUCCUCUAACCACCAUUUGUUCAAAGCAAAUAACAUUAAACCAUAUUGAAGCACAGUUUCAUUCAAUUAACAGAUUGAUAAAAUCCCACUUCGGAGGUGUCUUGAAAUCUCCAGAGCAGCAUCUGUUAUCCUGCAUUUUGAUCAGAGAUCGACAAUUGAAGACUGCCUUCCAAGUGGGAAAAUGAUGAUUGCUAUUUUCAUUGAAGAUUCUUUAUUUGUUGGGUUAGAGAUUCGAUGUCUGCAAGAGAAUGAUGCAUGGUCAAAAUAAUCAUUUGGGCUUUUUUUUGCCUUUUUGUUUCAAAUGAAGAGAGGAAGUAAAGAUCUGACGUAUACUCAUUGCUAACGUGAUAGAAGAGAAAAGGACUAAUGAGUUUCUUGUAGGCAUUUUGGUCACUGUUGAUGCCAAUGAUUUUACUGAAAAGUGGUUUUCUUGGUUAUCUCCUCCUGCCUUGUUCUCUAUUGUCUACUUUUCUUUACCCUGCAAAAGCUAACCAGAAGCCACAAAAGUAGGAGACAAGUUUACAGAUAUGGCAGGUGAAUUGGUAGAGAGAAGGCAUGAUUCAGAACUUCUCUCCCUUCAAAGUUGUGGAGUAAUAAAGAGAUGCCAUUCACAUUUGUC